Chlamydomonas reinhardtii is the source of this 866-nucleotide messenger RNA. RefSeq lists its product as uncharacterized. The transcript has 6 exons. Lineage: Eukaryota; Viridiplantae; Chlorophyta; Chlorophyceae; Chlamydomonadales; Chlamydomonadaceae. The annotation marks the transcript as partial. The record is from RefSeq and is a predicted model, not a curated record.
AUAGUCAGAGCAGCGCUUGAAUAGCGCGCCUGAGACACGGACAUUGAUUCUAGCCAGGCUAAUUUAAACCAACCUUGCAACACUCGAGACUCGCGUCAGUCGAACGAGGCCCCCAGGCCCCUACGCUCAAGGAUAAGGCGAACGAUACGCUCAUUUGUAUAAUAACAUUGUCAUCGGCUGCUGGACAGCGAAGCCCGAACGUCGCGAGCUGCUCGUCUGUCAGAGGCUGAUUCAAAGACAGGUAACCUGUCGUCGAGGAUGCCCAUUCUCUGAGGAGAAUGGCGCCUAGAGGAGCAGUGUGGGCGGUGGGGCUAGCGCUGCUUGCGCUGGCCAGCACCGCCACGGCGCUGCCAGAGGAGUUCGCGCUGCAACUAGCGAAGGGCAGGACCCUUAUGUCCAGUGGAGGGCCAGCAAGCUCGCCUACGCCCAGCCCCAGCCCCAUUCCCCCGGGCUGCGAGCCGUACAACGAGUUUCCCGGCUAUCUGUGUCCCUCAGGGAAUAACUGCAGCUUUACGCCUUUCUCGCUUGUGUACGCUGGUACAAUCUCAAAGGACCAGAACUUCACAGCCUGCUUCACUGUCAAGAUAGCGCGAUGCGCCCCUAAUGACACGUGCUGCAACUCGGUGUUCAACAAUGUCGACAAGCUGAUGAUCAACACCAAGCUUGAAUGCAGCGACGGCUUUGAGGACAUCACCAUUGACGGCACGGUCGUGCCAUCACGCUUUGACUACUUCGCGUCGGGCGUGUCCUCGCUGACCGCCUACGACCUGGCCGGGCUGGGCCUCAUCCGCGAGGGCGCCCAGGUCUGCGUGCACAUCAGCUCGUGCUGCAGGAACUUCGCCGAGGCGUUUGACACGAAUCGCGCC